AUGUUUCCUUUCAAACACGGCAUGGGGUUUUUGUCUGUCUCAGCUGUACAGACUGUGAGCUAACACCUGUCCCAGUUAUGAUUUCGGGGUUGAGGCAAGAGUGAGGGCUGCAGAAACUCCAUCCUUAGCUGUUGCUCCUACACCGGUUUUUUUAUGUCUGGCUUUUUGUGAGUCAUGGAGUCGAGCAGCAGCACAAGUUUUGGACUGUGCCGGAAAGAGGACCCUUCCAAGCGGGAGCUGAGCGUGAUGUCGUGCCGACAGAACGAGAUUCCGGAAGGCUUGCAAGAGGUUAAAAGCAUCCCUGGGGGAGCAACAUUGGAGAACGUACUGGAGAAACCAAAAGCAGGAAAGAACAUCAAGGAAAAGCAAAGUAAUGAUUUAGACAGGUCAGGCCUUAAACGAAAGUUGGAAAGCAAUGAAAAGCUGGCUUUGAGAAAGGAGCCACGCUUGCUGGAACCAGAGGGCCAAUCCAUCAAUAUGCCUUUGUCCCAUAUCCCUCUGAAAAGUCUCUUGGAGGUAGAGAUGAAACUGGUCUACACAGAUGAGGAGGACGUCACCUAUGAGUUUUCGGAGUCACAGGUGCCCACCAGCCCAGAAGCAGAGAUCCUCUGUGUCAGUCCUCUGACAGCACCUGACAUGGGCGUUCUGCCACAGAUGGACAAGUGGCUUCAGAUGGCCUUAAAGGAUGCCAGCACUUGCUAUAGGCAAAAGAAGUAUGCUGUGGCAGCAGGGCAGUUCAGAACAGCACUCGAGCUUUGCAGCAAAGGUGCAGCUUUAGGGAAGCCCUUUGAAGCCUCUCCAAACAACAUCUCAAGUAUUGCCAGUUUUGUUGAAACAAAGCUUGUGAUCUGCUACUUGAAGAUGAGAAAGCCUGACCUUGCACUGAAUCAUUCCCACAGGAGCAUAGUUCUGAAUCCUGCCUAUUUCCGUAACCACCUUCGGCAAGCUGCUGUGUUUCGAUGCUUGGAGAGGUAUUCAGAGGCUGCAAGGAGCGCCAUGGUUGCUGACUACAUGUACUGGCUGUCAGGAGGAAACGAGCAGCAUACCAGCAAGCUCAUCAAACUGUAUUGGCAGGCCAUGACUGAAGAAGCCAUCACAAGAGCAGAAUCCUUUUCUGUGAUGUACACGCCAUUUGCAACCAAAGUUAAAGCUGAAAAAAUAGAUAGGUUGAAGGAAGUUUUUACCAAAAAACAUCCUGACUAUAUAGAAUACAUAUAUACAGACCCGCAUGGACUUCACAGUCUACCACAGACCGCUGACUGGUCUUGUCCUUCUCCUCAGUCUUAUUUGCUGACCCUGGGCUUCAAAAACAAAGAGGUUGGGAAAUUCCUAGAAAAGAUAUCUUGCAGGAAGCUGCCAACAUUUUCAGAACACAAAGCCCCUUUCAGUCCCCUCACAAAGGAAGAGGCAGGGAGACACCUGGAAACGGUUGGGAAAAGGAUCUUGCCAGUAAUGGAUUUCAUUAGAGGCACCAAAUUAACGGAGACUUUCUGCGCCUGUUCUGGAGUGAUAGAGAAGCUGCAGCAUGCCAGCCUCCUCGGCCGUUUGCAGCGCAUCAAGGAGCAGGCUCAAGUGAUUAAUCAAGCCAUGGCUGAGCUGGCAACCAUUCCUUAUCUCCAGGACAUCAGCCAGCAGGAUGCUGAACUGCUGCAGUCGCUAAUGGCAGAUGCCAUGGACACCCUCGAAGGAAGGAAAAGUGAUAAAGAACGUGUCUGGAAUAAAAUCCAAAAGGUUGGAGUAAUAGAAGACUUCUUAUACCAAUUAGAAGACAGUUUCUUAAAGACCAAAAAACUCCGAACAGCGAGGAGGCAGAAAAUGAAAAUGAAGCGGCUUCAAAGCGAACAGCCCUGCUAGUCCUGCUGGGGAAGAUGUUCCCAUCCUGUACCCAGGAUGGCAAGAAGGGAACAUUCAUAUAGCAGGAGUCUGACAGCUGGGACAACAAAGGCCGGCCUUCAAAUUAAUGAGGUGUCCCCUCCGUACAGCUCGUCUUUAGCAACAAGCUCCUGCACUUCAUUAGUCUCAUCUGACAGGAAUAAACGUUUAUGGGAUGCCUGA
Hemicordylus capensis (graceful crag lizard) is the source of this 2055-nucleotide messenger RNA. RefSeq names its product spermatogenesis associated 16 (gene SPATA16). Gene Ontology annotation, molecular function: protein binding. The transcript is spliced from 11 exons. The record is from RefSeq and is a predicted model, not a curated record. Gene Ontology annotation, biological process: spermatogenesis. The coding region runs from base 175 to 1854 and encodes 559 amino acids. NCBI's taxonomy places the organism in Eukaryota, Metazoa, Chordata, Lepidosauria, Squamata, Cordylidae. Gene Ontology annotation, cellular component: Golgi apparatus.